This is a messenger RNA of Megachile rotundata (alfalfa leafcutting bee), 2008 nucleotides long. RefSeq names its product mus81 structure-specific endonuclease subunit (gene mus81). Gene Ontology annotation, cellular component: Holliday junction resolvase complex; nucleus. Gene Ontology annotation, biological process: resolution of meiotic recombination intermediates; DNA catabolic process; mitotic intra-S DNA damage checkpoint signaling. The record is from RefSeq and is a predicted model, not a curated record. Lineage: Eukaryota; Metazoa; Arthropoda; Insecta; Hymenoptera; Megachilidae. Gene Ontology annotation, molecular function: crossover junction DNA endonuclease activity; DNA binding; 3'-flap endonuclease activity.
UGAAUAAUAUAUAUUCUGCGUUUCACCGAAGACUGUACACAAUUUGCGCAACUCUGCUAUCUUCAAGUCUAAUUUAUAAUACUUGAUGCUUUGCGUUUGAUGUGCGUGCGUAUCAUGAACACUUUUCAAAAUGUGUUGUUGACAAAGGAUCGAGCAAUAGUUUUAUAUUAUUUGAUUAAUCAUGAAAAGAGUAAAAGUCAAGUCAAAGAAACCUAAUCCAUUGUUCGAACGUUGGUUGGAAGAAUGGAGGAAAGAAGCGGCGUCCAGAAAUUCCGAUUUGCAACACCAUUUUUCAAAAGCGCUUUCUUCUUUAAGAAAAUAUCCUUUACCAUUAAAAUCCGGAAAAGAUUGUAUAAUACUGCAACAUUUUGGUAAAAAAAUAUGCUUGAUGUUAGAUAGAAAGCUCAAAGAGUAUAAUGCUCAAAAUAAAGGUUCAGAUUUUGUUUGUACACACUGUGAUUUUAAUGAACAUGCAUCUCCAAAAAAAUGCAAAUUGCAAGAAGUGGAUACUAAUGACUUGCAUGAAAGGACAGAACUGGCAUUAUUUGAUAAGUUGAACUUAUUAGCAUGGGAUGUAGAAAAGUAUGCUGCUUUAUUGACUUUGUAUAGACAGUCACAAGAUCCGUUUUAUAUAGGUUUUAUUAAUGAGGUAGAUUUAUUAUUUGAAAUGAUAAAUUUGUGUAAUCGUGCAUCAAAGGAUUCAGUCUUUCAUUUAGUUGACAAUGGUUUAAUAUCGAUGAUAGAUGAUCCAAUCAGAUAUAAUCUCACAGAGCAUGGCAUAAAUGUUGCCAAAAAGAUGUGCAAAGUUGCUGCCAUCGAUGUGAAAUUAGUGAAGUCUUCUAAAGUCUUAAAUCAAGUUCAGUCAUCAUUAAAAUCACUUAUUAGCAAGAAAGCUACCAGCAUAGUAAUAUCUGAUGAAUGUUCCACAAAUGUCCAGAAUGAUUCACCUUCAAAACUCUAUAAAUCCAAGUCUGCAGAAUUUCUUACCAGCCAGAAGCAAUCUGAUAAUUUCUUGUCCCAACAAAUAUCUAAAAAGGGGAAUAUUCAUACUGAAAAAGCAAAAAAAAGAAGAAAUGUAAAUAAUUGUGAAUUAAAUGAAGCAAUAGACACUCAAGAAACUUGUGGCGUUAAAACAAAACCUCAGCAUGAUGCUACAAUAGCAGAGCUGACAGAACUUGGUGUAUUAUUUGAGGUACGCCAUUUAAAGGUUGGUGAUUUCACAUGGAUUGCCAGAUGUAGAAUUACAAAUGAUGAACUGAUUUUACCUUAUAUAGUAGAAAGAAAACGAAUAGAUGAUUUGAGUGCAAGUAUUACAGACGGACGAUUUCACGAACAAAAGUUCAGAUUGAAGCAGUCUGGAAUUACUAAUCUCAUGUAUAUAAUUGAGGAAUAUAAAAAGGAUCAAAGAUUAACAAUACCAUAUGCAUCAUUGAUGCAAGCUUCUAUUAAUACUUUGAUACAAGAUGGUUUUUUAGUUAAGUACACAAAAAAUCACCAGGACUCCAUGUUCUAUCUAUCAUCAUUAACUAAGAUUCUCAUAAAAACUUUUAAGGAAAAGAAUUUGAUAGGCUGUAAAAAAGAAGAUGUUACAGAUUCAGAUAUUUCAAGUGACACUUGUAAUCUGAUGGAGUUUAAAGAAUUUAAUAAAGCAGCAUCCAAACAAAAGGUAUUUAAAGUAAACCAAAUGUUCGUUCGGCACCUAUUGCAAUUGAAAGGUAUGUCUGUAGAUAAAGCUUCAGCAAUUGUGGAACGUUAUCCAACUCCACGAAAGUUAAUAGAUGCAUACCAAAUGUCUGAUUGCAAUGCAGAACUGUUAUUAGCAAAUAUUGAGUACGGAAAUAAGAAAUCUCUUAUUGGACCAACAAUUAACGUCAAACAACCCACUAGCAUGGUGAACAACAAGCAUAUACAAGGAAUCUACGGUGACGACUAUUAAUACACACACGAUAGACGUCCAAGUCAUAUGGAAAUAAACAAUGAAAAAGUGAUCCUCAACAUCCAUGACUAU